CAAAUUUCUCAUAAGCAAUAAAUCGCAACCACAUCAAUCUCUAUAAAUACCAGCUACAAUUCACAUCUUCACCAAACAAAAAUAAGAGUUACCUUUUUUUCUCUUGACACAGCUGAGAAUCAUGAAGCAAAAGGUGGUGAUUAAGGUGACUUCAAUGAACGGAGAAAAGUCACGCUGCAAGGCCAUGCAACUUGUAGUGGGGAAUUUCGGUGUGGAGUCAGCGGCUUUAAAAGGAGAUGACAAGACUCAGAUAGAGGUAACUGGAGACGGGGUGGACGCUGUUAAUCUUACAAGGUUGUUAAGAAAGAAGAUGGGCUAUGCAGAGAUUGUGACCCUUGGCCCUAUGAAAGAAGAAAGCAAAGCGAAAGAAAAAGAGAGCCCCGAGACAUGGCCUUAUCAUGGCGUUGCGCCUCAAUACGUGUAUACUGGUCCCCCGCCAUAUGACCCUGACUAUAAUCCUUGCUCCAUCUUGUGAAACGCAUAAAGGAAGAGAGUAUUAGAGGUGAGAUGGUGCUGUGCAAGGGAUGGGGACUAUUAACUAUCCAAUCUUAAACAAGGCAAGAGCAAAACUUGUCUUUUUUUUUUUUUUUUUUUUGAUAAACUUCUCUCCUAUUUCUUAGUGCUAUGUAAUUACGUACUAUUUUAUCUUUAAAUAAAAAUUAUCUAAUUAUAAAAUAA
Mangifera indica (mango) is the source of this 678-nucleotide messenger RNA. Its product is annotated as disease resistance protein Pik-1-like. The record is from RefSeq and is a predicted model, not a curated record. NCBI's taxonomy places the organism in Eukaryota, Viridiplantae, Streptophyta, Magnoliopsida, Sapindales, Anacardiaceae. The transcript has 2 exons. The coding region runs from base 122 to 475 and encodes 117 amino acids.